Molecule: messenger RNA, 1393 nt
Organism: Mytilus trossulus (common blue mussel)
Lineage: Eukaryota; Metazoa; Mollusca; Bivalvia; Mytilida; Mytilidae
Exons: 3
Coding region: 389-1345 (318 amino acids)
Source: RefSeq, a predicted model, not a curated record
ACUGAACAAUCAACUUGUACGUGGAGUUGAAGGAACUGCAUUUAAAGAUUAAAAGAUUAAAGAUUUUUUUUAAAGAAGACCGUUACCUUUAGUUGCUUGGUGUUAAGAAAGGGAAAUGUAUUGAUUAAUAAUUUAUCAACCACGUGGAUGUUAAUUUCUCUCGAAGGAUGGCAUUGAUCGUGUAUGGAGCCGAUAGUUAAAGGUCUUUUAGAUUUUCAAAUAUGUUGUCCCAACAUAUUCACUGAAGUGACGUUGUCGAAAUGAGCAGCUGGGGCAGGAAAAAACUUAAGCAAGAACUUCAAACACAUCCCUAUAACCAAAACACAAUUUUGUCAUGAAUCCAUGUAUGUCCAUAUAACAAGAUGAGUAAUUGUGUUAAAACAACAUAAUGUAUUCUGAUAAAGUGAAAAUUAACGAGAAACCAAACCGACUUAAAUUACGUCAUGGUGACGCAAUCAUUCGAUCGGAGUAUAACGAUGGUGUACUACGUAAUAACAACAGAGCUAAUAAUAGACUUGACGGUCAGAUGAAAAUGUUUGACAAAGCACAACGAAUGAUAUUGAAAGACUUGGGAAAAGAAGCACAGAUAAUACGCUCUAAGAUGACUUCGACGUCACCACGACAUUCCAUUUCCACCAAUCAUAUCGCGUCCUAUAGUGUCCAUGGAAAAUCGUCAUAUACAAUAAAAGCACAACAUAAAAAUAGCACACCACGAGAGAUUACAAACAAUUCUACAUUCAAAUCUCUUUCUGAUAGAAGUGUGUAUUCUCUUGCAAAAGAGGCACAGCGUCGGAAUGCAGCAAGAGCAGCACGAGUCAAACCAAUUAACGACGAUAGCUUAAUCGAAAAUGUAAACAACGAAAGACUUAGAGUGCCACUUCCAGGGAACAAAUACCAAGACAGUACUACGCCAAGAAAUGAACUCAGAACUGAUUCAAAGCUUAACACAUUUACAUCUCGAUAUGACAGAAAAACAGAGUCUGUUUUCUCUGAAACUCAUCGGUCAAAUCAAAUGUCUGCAAACACACCUUACAAAAGUGGAGUAAACAGUUCAUUAGCAGAAAGUGCAAACACGCCUCAUAAAGGUGGAGUUAAUAGUUCAUUAGCAGAAAGCAAUAGAAUGACAUCUGCAGGACACAUGAGUUUUAUUGAAAUACUGCAAAAAGCUGAGGAAGCGAAAGCAAAGGGAUUGAAAGUUGAGGAUCAUGUUCCGCGUCCAAGAACUCCUGAACUUCUCUCUGAUUACGGCAGUGACGAUUUAAACUUAAGAGAACCUAAACGUAAACAUUCUUUUGGUCAUAUUGGGAUUACCCCCAAAUCUACAUAUAUUUCACAUCAAAUGUAAGCUUUCGCUAUUUUGCGAAAAAAAAUAUAUAAUUUUAGGAAACAAGAA